AUGCAGGAAUUUGUCGGUGAGACAGGUUUCAGACUGGUUACCUCUAUACUCUACUAUGCACAAGAAAAUGGCCAAGUAGAAGCAGCCAACAAAGUAAGAAUAAGUCUGAUUAAGAAGCACGUUGGUAAAAAGCCAAAGAAUUGGCACAAGACUUUGGACCAAAUUCUAUGGGCAUGUCGAACGUCCCCUAAAGAGGUGACAAAUUCAACGCCAUUUCGACUAACAUUUGGUCACGAUGCCAUAUUGCCGGCGGAGAUAUGCUUACAGUCCGUCAGAGUCCAGCGUCAGAAUGAUCUUCAGUCAAAGAAAUACUGGAAUAUGAUGUUCGACGAGUUGGUUGAUUUAGACGAAGAAAGGUUGGCUACGGUCGAAAUGCUGAUCCGGCAAAAGGAACGCGUAGCCAAGGUCUACAAUAGAAAAAUAAAGGGAAAAACAUUUGUUGAUAAUGAUUACGUGUGGAAAGUAAUUUUUCCUAUGGAUCAUCGAGAUCGAACCCUAGGUAAGUGGUCAGCAAAAUGGGAAGGACCGUUUUGA
Molecule: messenger RNA, 534 nt
Organism: Lathyrus oleraceus (garden pea)
Lineage: Eukaryota; Viridiplantae; Streptophyta; Magnoliopsida; Fabales; Fabaceae
Exons: 1
Coding region: 1-534 (177 amino acids)
Molecular function (GO): nucleic acid binding
Source: RefSeq, a predicted model, not a curated record